AUGGCUGGGACGGCUUCAGUGGCAGGAGAAGUGUUUGUGGAUGCUCUGCCCUACUUUGAUCAGGGUUAUGAUGCCGCAGGAGUCCGGGAAGCGGCAGCAGCACUUGUGGAAGAAGAAACGAGAAGAUACAGACCCACAAAGAACUACCUGAGCUAUCUCCCUACACCAGACUUCUCUGCUUUUGAGACAGAAAUAAUGAAGAAUGAAUUCGAGAGACUAGCAACUCGACUACCCAUGGAGCUCCUGAGCAUGAAACGGUAUGAGUUGCCAGCGCCCUCUUCUGGUCAGAAGAAUGACAUCACAGCGUGGCAGGAGUGUGUGAAUAAUUCUAUGGCUCAGCUGGAGCAUCAGGCUGUUCGCAUUGAUAACCUCGAGCUCAUGUCGCAGUACGGGACCAAUGCCUGGAAAUUCUACAAUGACAACCUGGCUUUUAUGAUUGAGAUUGCGCAAAAGGAAUUGCAGAAAUUCAGGAAGCAAAUUCAAGAUCUAAAUUGGCAAAGGAAGAAUGAUCAGCUGAAAGGAGGAGCUAAACUGCGAGAACUGGAGUCAAACUGGGUGUCGCUGGUCAGUAAAAACUACGAGAUCGAACGUGCCAUCGUCCAUUUGGAGAAUGAAAUGGCUCAGCUCAAACAGCAGCAGGGAGACGAGAACAAGGAGAACAUUCAACAGGACUUUUAA
This is a messenger RNA of Knipowitschia caucasica, 678 nucleotides long. The record is from the annotation of a GenBank genome assembly. Lineage: Eukaryota; Metazoa; Chordata; Actinopteri; Gobiiformes; Gobiidae.